AUGUCGAAUCUUAAGAUAGCAAUCAUCGGAGCAGGACCUGCAGGAUGCCUCUUAGCACGCCUCUUACACCUAGCCAACAUCGAAGCAACCGUCUUCGAAAGUGAAGCCUCACCAAACUUCCGAUCACAAGGCGGAAGUCUGGAUCUGCACACAGACACGGGGCUAGCCGCGCUCAAGGAAGCAGGUCUCUUUGACCAGUUCCUCAAGCACGCGCGCUACGACGGCCAGUACAUGGCCAUCGUCGACAAGAACAACAAGUCCUGGUUCGUCAACUCCGCGACAGGGUUCGGUAGCACGGUGCAGGAGCGGCCGGAGAUUGACCGGCCCAAGUUGCGUGAGAUUCUUACGGCGUCUCUUCCGCCGAAUAUGAUCAAAUGGGGUCACAGGCUGAGAGAAGUCAGAGAAGAUAGCAGUCUCGUGUUUGAACAUACCACUGUUGGUGGAUUUGAUUUGGUUGUAGGCGCGGACGGGGCUUGGAGUAAGGUCCGCAGGCUUCUGGCGCCGGAUAUCAAGCCUCUGUGGACGGGAAUCAUGUUAUACGGCAUGAGCAUCCCGAAUGCGGCCGAGACGGCGCCUGAGGUCUACAAGCUCGCCAACAGAGGUAGUUUGUUUGCCAACAGCGACGGCAAGCGUCUGUCGAUUCAACAGAUGGGUGAUGGCAGCCUGAGUAUAUAUGCGUCGAGCACAGGCGGCGGGGAGGACUGGGCGUCCCCCGAGGUCUGCGGGUAUGAUCCGCACGACCUCGAGGCAGUCAAGAAGGUGCUCUUGGUCUUAUAUCAGGACUGGGCUCCGGAGCUCACCGAGGCGAUCACCAAGGCUGCUGGUGACUGCACGCCGAGGUCACUUUAUAUGCUACCCGUAGGCUUCACGUGGCCGCAUCGGCGCGGUGUGACGGCCAUUGGAGAUGCGGCUCACUUGAUGACGCCCUUUGCAGGAGAGGGGGUCAACGUUGCGCUCGAGGAUGCGAUGAAGCUAGCCAGAGCCAUCAUCAGCGCCGUCGCUGAGGGCGGCGGUGCAGGUGCAGGUGCAGAUCCAGCCGACUAUCUAGACAAAAGGAUCGAGGCGUUCGAGAAGGAAAUGUUCCCGCGCAUGGAAAAGGUGCAGCGGUUGACGGACGAGCUCAUGCACGACUGGAUGUUCACGCCGGGCUCGCCGCGAACGACCAUCGCGACGUCGAUAGCGAGGCAUGCCAAGUUCGAGACGCCGCGGGUGUUGCAUCCGUUGGCGAGUGCCAUGGUACACUCGUUCUUUUUCAUGCGCAGGAUGCUGGUGUCUUAG
Colletotrichum godetiae is the source of this 1278-nucleotide messenger RNA. Its product is annotated as tetracycline resistance protein from transposon. The record is from RefSeq and is a predicted model, not a curated record. Lineage: Eukaryota; Fungi; Ascomycota; Sordariomycetes; Glomerellales; Glomerellaceae. Gene Ontology annotation, molecular function: FAD binding. Bases 1 to 1278 code for a protein of 425 amino acids. The transcript is spliced from 2 exons.